Molecule: messenger RNA, 1647 nt
Organism: Cynara cardunculus var. scolymus (artichoke)
Lineage: Eukaryota; Viridiplantae; Streptophyta; Magnoliopsida; Asterales; Asteraceae
Product: berberine bridge enzyme-like 15
Exons: 1
Coding region: 1-1590 (529 amino acids)
Molecular function (GO): oxidoreductase activity; FAD binding
Source: RefSeq, a predicted model, not a curated record
AUGGCUUCUUUUCUCCAUUCAAGAUUUCUUGAAUUGCUUCUCCUACUAUCCUUCACUCCAUUCUUAUCUGCAAAUAUCCAACACACCUUCCCUCAAUGCCUUUCUACCAUCCAAAUCCCCAAUUCUUUCUUCACUCCUACCUCCCCUAACUUCACCCUAAUUCUAAAUUCCACCGCCCAAAAUCUCCGUUGCAUCACCCCUUCCACUCCCAAACCGCUCGCCAUUUUCACUCCAUUCAAUCAAACCCACAUCCAAACCGCCGUUAUUUGCGCCAAAAAGCUCGGCAUUCAUCUUCGGUUCAGAAGCGGAGGCCAUGAUUACGAGGGCAUCUCUUAUACAUCCGCCAUCAACCUUCCAUUCAUCGUCAUCGACUUAUCCAAACUACGUGCCAUUAACGUCCAUCUUGACGACAAUUCCGUUUGGGUCGAGGCCGGUGCCACCGUAGGCGAACUAUAUUACCGAGUUGCCGAGAAAAGCAAAACGCAUGGGAUUGCGGCCGGGCUUUGCACAAGUCUCGGCGUCGGCGGGCAUAUCACGGGCGGUGCCUAUGGAUCCAUGAUGAGGAAAUACGGAUUGGGAGUCGAUAACGCACUAGAUGCCAAAAUCAUCAACGCCAAUGGAGAGAUCCUCGACCGGAAAUCCAUGGGCGAGGAUGUCUUUUGGGCCAUCAGUGGUGGUGGUGGAGGUAGUUACGGAGUUAUAGUUUCCUGGAAAUUGAAACUCGUACCUGUACCCGCCACCGUCACGGUUUUCAAUGUUCCAAGAACGUUGGAACAAGGUGCCACUAAAAUCCUUCUCAAAUGGCAACAAGUGGCACCCAAAUUUGAUGAUGAUCUUUUCAUCAGAGUCUUUAUCCAACCCUCAAAUCUAAAUGGUACAACUAAAAGAACAAUAAGUACAACUUACAACGCACUUUUUCUUGGAGGAGUUGACAGGCUUAUGGAGAUGAUGACACAAAGUUUUCCAGAAUUGGGUCUGCAGAAAACCGAUUGUUUCGAAAUGGGUUGGCUGGAAUCCGUCAUGUUCAUCGCCGGGUUCCCGGAAACCGUUCCUACCACCUUCCUCCUCACCGGAAAACCAGCUUUCUUGAACCACUUCAAAGCAAAAUCAGAUUUUGUGAAAACCCCAAUUCCAGAAACAGGAUUAAAAGGGAUGUGGAAAAGACUUUUAAAAGAAGAAAUGCCAUUAAUGAUAUGGAAUCCAUAUGGAGGAAUGAUGGGGAGAAUUCAAGAAUCAUCAACUCCAUUUCCACAUAGAAAUGGAGUUCUUUUCAAGGUUCAGUAUGUAAACAGUUGGAUGGUGGCGGAAAAGAAAGCGGUGAAGAAGCAUUAUAAAUGGAUCAGAAAGCUGUAUAGAUACAUGGGUCAGUAUGUAUCCAAGAAUCCGAGAGAAGCUUAUGUGAAUUACAGAGAUCUUGAUCUUGGAAUGAAUGAUAAAAAUGGCGAAAAUACGAGUUUUGUGAAGGCAAGUUCAUGGGGAAGAAGGUAUUUCAAAGAUAACUUCAUCAAGUUGGUGAAGAUCAAGAGUGAGUUUGAUCCAGAUAACUUCUUUAGGCAUGAACAGAGCAUUCCAAUCCUUCCAUGGAAAUGAUGAGUUUUGAAUUCUGUAUCUUAUUUGUGUUUUUGCAAUGAAAAACUAAGGAUUUCU